UUGUCAGUGAACAAAAUGGCAACCUACUGUCUCACUGUCGCCCGGCUCCAGCUGGCCCUGGGCCAUGGUGCACGGCGCCUGCAUGUAUCAGCGGCGUACAGAGCCAAGGCCAAUGUGUCUAUGAGCCGCUUUGAACCCACCUCCUUCAUCAACUACGAGAGGCUCCAAUCCAGUGUAGACAUUGUGCGAAAAAGACUCAGCCGGCCACUCACCCUGUCAGAGAAGAUCGUGUACGGCCACCUCGAUGACCCCCACAACCAGGAGAUCGACCGUGGCCGCACUUACCUGCGGCUGCGUCCCGACCGCGUGGCCAUGCAGGAUGCUACGGCCCAGAUGGCAAUGCUCCAGUUCAUCAGCAGCGGCCUGCCGAAGGUGGCUGUGCCCUCCACCAUCCACUGUGAUCACCUGAUCGAGGCCCAGAUUGGAGGAGCGAAGGAUCUGGCCAGAGCAAAGGAAAUCAACCAAGAGGUCUACAACUUCCUGUCCAGUGCUGGAGCAAAGUAUGGAGUUGGCUUCUGGAAACCAGGUUCUGGAAUCAUCCAUCAGAUCAUCCUGGAGAACUACGCUUACCCAGGAGUGAUGCUAAUUGGCACAGACUCCCACACACCAAACGGUGGUGGCCUUGGUGCCAUCUGCAUCGGGGUUGGAGGAGCAGAUGCUGUAGAUGUCAUGGCUGGAAUUCCCUGGGAGCUCAAGUGCCCCAAGGUGAUUGGUGUGAAGCUGACAGGCACCCUCUCAGGCUGGACGUCUCCUAAGGAUGUCAUCUUGAAGGUGGCCGGCAUCCUGACGGUGAAGGGAGGCACCGGAGCCAUUGUAGAAUACCAUGGACCAGGAGUCGACUCCAUUUCCUGCACUGGAAUGGCGACUAUUUGCAACAUGGGAGCAGAGAUUGGAGCCACGACCUCUGUGUUCCCCUACAACCACCGCAUGAGGACGUAUUUAGAGAAGACUGGACGUGGACAGAUCGCUGCCCUGGCUGAUGAAUACUCUGACUUGUUGGUGCCAGAUGAAGGCUGCGAGUACGACCAGCUCAUCGAGCUCAAUCUGGACGAGCUGAAGCCCCACAUCAACGGACCCUUUACCCCUGACCUGGCUCACCCAGUGUCUGAUGUAGGUGCUGUUGCAGAGAAGAACGGCUGGCCGCUGGAUGUUAAAGUUGGUCUGAUCGGCAGCUGUACCAACUCCAGCUACGAGGACAUGGGCCGCGCCGCCUCUGUGGCCAAGCAGGCUUUGGAUAAAGGCCUGAAGUGCAAAGCUCAGUUCACAGUCACCCCAGGCUCCGAGCAGAUUCGUGCCACCAUCGAAAGAGAUGGAUAUUCAAAGAUCCUUGGUGAUGUCGGCGGUGUGGUCCUGGCCAACGCAUGUGGACCCUGCAUUGGACAGUGGGACAGGCGUGACGUGAAAAAGGGAGAGAAGAACACAAUCGUCACUUCAUUCAACAGAAACUUCACUGCCAGGAACGAUGCUAACCCUGCUACACACGCCUUUGUUACCUCUCCUGAGAUUGUCACUGCCCUCGCAAUCGCCGGCACACUGAACUUCAACCCAGAGACAGAUUACCUCACAGCCCCCAACGGUGAGAAGUUCAAGCUGGAGCCCCCCAACGGAGAUGAACUACCCGCCAAGGACUUUGACCCAGGCCAGGACACCUACCAGCACCCGCCUGCUGACGGCCAAAGCCUUAGGGUGGACGUCAGCCCUGAGAGCAACCGGCUGCAGCUGCUGGAGCCCUUUGACAGAUGGAGCGGGAACGAUCUGGAGGACAUGAAGGUCCUCAUCAAGGUGAAGGGCAAAUGCACCACAGACCACAUCAGUGCUGCUGGACCUUGGUUGAAGUUCCGCGGCCACCUGGACAACAUCUCCAACAACAUGCUGAUCGGUGCAGUCAACAGCGAGAAUGAUGCCAUCAACAAGAUCAAGAACCACCUGACAGGGGAUUACGGAGGAGUCCCUGAUGUGGCCCGUCACUACAAGGCCAAUGGUGUGUCCUGGGUGGUGGUUGGAGAUGACAACUACGGUGAGGGCUCCAGCAGAGAGCAUGCUGCGCUGGAGCCCAGGCAUCUGGGAGGAAGAGCCAUCAUUGUCAAGAGCUUUGCCAGAAUUCACGAAACCAACCUGAAGAAGCAGGGUCUGCUGCCCCUGACCUUCAGCAACCCAUCAGACUAUGACAAGAUCCGCCCUGAUGACAAGAUCUCGAUCAGAGGACUCAAAACCUUCGCUCCAGGAAAGCCCCUCAGCGCCGCCGUGAAGCACAGCGACGGCAGCGAGGAGACCCUGGAACUGAUCCACAGCUUCAAUGAGACACAGAUUGAAUGGUUCAAGGCAGGCUCCGCCCUCAACAGGAUGAAGGAGCUGCAGCAUUGAAGAAGAGGAGUGGGGAGACAAAAUGUGGAGGAUCUGGAUUUUCAGGGGGAAAAUGGGGCGGUGAGGAUUGUGGGGAAGAAGAGGGAUGAAUGUAGAUCCUGUUAAUGAUUGUUCCAUCAUCUGCAUUUGCACACAGUUUGGACUGAAGUAACUCAAAGAGUUAAAUGUUGUCAGAUGGCUUCAGACUAAGUGCCAUGCUAAUGUUGAUGAAGGAACAAUUGCAACUGGUCUGUGGUCAGAUAUCUUUAAAACCUUCAUUUUUCAGUACAUAGCUCUUGAAGGUACGUUACGCUGCUGUGUUUCAAAGUCAAACAGUGAUAGCCAGUUACCACACAGACACACACACACACACACACACACAAACUUUUACCCACUAAGCUUUGACCCAAACAGUGACAUAACUCUGCCAGCUGAUGAGCUGCCGGUGUUUUUGAAGCUGUUCAAACAAGUUCAGUAUAACCUGGAAACCACUUCCUGCUGGAGCUCAGCCAGCUGAUCACACACACUCACCUUGUUGCUUUAGGGUUGUGUUGCACGCUGCAUGGCGAGAAUAAUAACUAUUGUCAUUCACCCUGAACAGGUAAACAUUGCUGUCGGUUGCAUUUCUGGGUCCAUUUGUUGUUUAGCACAGUUCUUGCAAUGAUCACACGGAUCCAAAGGGAACUUGUGGCCACACCAAUUCAUUCAUUCAUUUUGUCACUCACCAGCCCUCUCGUGGCCAGGAGGAAAUAUUGUAGUGUCUACAAGGGAGCUCACUAAUAUGAUCUAAUGCCCACUUAGAAAGCAGCACCUAGUGGACACAGCUGUUUUCUAGGGAUUGGUGAAAGGCAUUCUGGGUAAUCAUAUAAGUAUGUGAGGCAGUUUGAGAGCAGGUGGUCACCAAAAUACCAAAUUAAGUUAGCAUAGCGUAACUUGUCGGAUGAUUGAUUACUGUAUAUCUAACAGAACGUUUAUCGGUCAGUUUUUGUGUCCAUGUCUUUUAGCAAAGUGUCUUUAUCCAUCACAGUACAUACUGUCAGUGUUACAAAAGGCUUCAGAGAAUCAUUACAGACACUUCUUGAUAUACAGAAGGACUUAUAGGCUUUAAUACUGUGUAAGAAUACAGUACCAAACCCUCUUCUUCCCUGACACUACCACCAUCUUCAAGCUGCCCUCCUGAUCAAUCCUAACCUCUUUACAAGGUUAAAUGCAUCAUAUGGUUUUCCCAUUGUUUAUUUAUUUAUACUUUUUCUUGAAAAAAAGUUCAGGUCUUGUGAGUAUUUUACAUAAACACUUUGCUCAAAAUCUGUUUUCUUCUUGAACAGGGUUAAACUCUGACUUGUGUCCUCUUCCAUCCCAUAUUUUCAGGGCCCUUUUUGUAGGGUGACAAGUGACUUUUACCCUAACGAAACGAAAUCAGAUUCAACAAAAGGAAAGUAACAGCUCACUCAAUUUUACAAGUAGCAAUGGAGAAGAAGAAACAGAAGAAUGGCCACUUGCUUUAAUUGAGCAACGCUGCGACUCAUAAGAAACCCAGAUUACUGUGUCAGCUGGUUUUGGUCCUCUGUGCAUAUAAUUAACUGGAUUUCACGCCAAAAACCUCAACAUGGGCAGUCAGAUCAGAAACAAGACGGUUUUUGUCCUCAUCUUUACCUUUACUGCUCCAGCCAUUGCAAACAAAAUGCAAUUAAUCACAUGAAGUAAAUUAUACCACUCUUCCUCUAACCAGCUUUAUGUAAUGUGUCUGGUUCCAAGUACAUUUAAGUGUUUGUGUCUUUUUUUUGCCCCCAGAUUAUCUUUUCUGUGUUACAGAAAUGCCAAUGGGUUGUAAAAUAAAAAUUCACAGAUCUCAUUUAUGUUGGCUCCAGUGAUGUGACUAAAAUCUGUCCUAGGCUGAGUUGCUGGUAUUUAUAGAGAUACACAGCAAUAUACUGAUCCAUCGUCUUCGUUAAAACUCAGUGUAUUGUAUGUAUGCGAUAGGCCUAUGCAAGAUACACGUGAACAAAGCAUUAAAACUUAAAUGUGGUCAUAAUGA
Messenger RNA from Chelmon rostratus (copperband butterflyfish), 4378 nucleotides. It is a transcript of the gene aco2, whose product is annotated as aconitase 2, mitochondrial. Gene Ontology annotation, cellular component: cytosol; mitochondrion. The record is from RefSeq and is a predicted model, not a curated record. Bases 16 to 2364 code for a protein of 782 amino acids. Lineage: Eukaryota; Metazoa; Chordata; Actinopteri; Chaetodontiformes; Chaetodontidae. Gene Ontology annotation, molecular function: aconitate hydratase activity; 4 iron, 4 sulfur cluster binding. Gene Ontology annotation, biological process: tricarboxylic acid cycle. The transcript is spliced from 17 exons.